AUGUUUGGGCAGCGCGAGACCUACCUGGAUGCAGUACGGCGUCGGCAGGACCGCGAGGCGCUGGCGCAGCUGCGCACCGGGUCGCAUUGGGGCGCGGAAGAGACCGGCCGCUGGACGCGGCGCCCCCGAGAGCAGCGAGUCUGCCCCCACUGCCACGACGGCAUUGAAGAUGCCCCCCACAUGCUGCUCACCUGCCCCCUUUACGCCCCGCUGCGCCUCAACUUUCCUGACCUGUUUGCUGAGCCCCAUCCUCCCCACCGCUUCCUCCGCCAGAAACCGUGCCGCCUCGCCGCCUUUGCUGCCGCCUGUCACCAGCGCUGGCUGACCGCCACCGUUGCGCUGCCUGCAGUCCCGCCCUGA
Molecule: messenger RNA, 360 nt
Organism: Chlorella variabilis
Lineage: Eukaryota; Viridiplantae; Chlorophyta; Trebouxiophyceae; Chlorellales; Chlorellaceae
Product: expressed protein
Exons: 1
Coding region: 1-360 (119 amino acids)
Source: RefSeq, a predicted model, not a curated record